AUGCGCUUCCUCGCCACCGUCCUCUUGGGUGCAAUCCCAACCGCUUCCGCUCAAUAUAGUGCCUAUCUUGUUGGCUGUAUUGGACAGAUCCAGCAACAAAUCGAGGCCCUUGACUAUACGGUCGCCGGCUUCGAUGGCGCUCCCCUUACCGGAGUAUCAGACAUUCUCGGAAUUCAGACACAAGCCGACUCUCUUGGCCGCACUAUCCAGUCAUGCACAUACAUCGCCUAUGAUACUCCACUCCUCAACAGUCAAGACUCAGAAAUCGUAUCAGCUGCCAUCUUGCAGUUACGGCCAAUUGUCGAAGAUCUUCUUACUCGCCUCCAAUUCUUGAGGCCAAAAUUCGACUCGGCCUUCUUUGGAGUUUUCAGCGUGAGCAAGCAGAUCCAACAGGUUUUGACAGACCAGAAGGCUUUGACUGUCGCUUUCGCUCAUGAGGUUACGAAGAAACUGUCGGGGGCCUACCGUGAAAAAGCGCCAGAGCUUACGGAUGAGUUCAAGGAUGCUUUCGAUGUGGCCAUUGCUGAAUACGCCGUUGCGGACGGUAUUCAGCUUCCAGGAAUUCCAAUCCCACCUUUUGUGCCAAAGAAAGUUUGA
Cercospora beticola is the source of this 597-nucleotide messenger RNA. Its product is annotated as cell wall mannoprotein 1 family protein. The record is from RefSeq and is a predicted model, not a curated record. Lineage: Eukaryota; Fungi; Ascomycota; Dothideomycetes; Mycosphaerellales; Mycosphaerellaceae. Gene Ontology annotation, cellular component: extracellular region.